Elgaria multicarinata webbii is the source of this 5466-nucleotide messenger RNA. It is a transcript of the gene EIF3A, whose product is annotated as eukaryotic translation initiation factor 3 subunit A. Gene Ontology annotation, cellular component: eukaryotic translation initiation factor 3 complex, eIF3e; multi-eIF complex; eukaryotic translation initiation factor 3 complex, eIF3m. The transcript is spliced from 22 exons. Gene Ontology annotation, biological process: formation of cytoplasmic translation initiation complex; translation reinitiation. Gene Ontology annotation, molecular function: translation initiation factor activity; mRNA binding. Lineage: Eukaryota; Metazoa; Chordata; Lepidosauria; Squamata; Anguidae. The record is from RefSeq and is a predicted model, not a curated record. Bases 76 to 4461 code for a protein of 1461 amino acids.
CUUUCCGGCCUCGCUUGCUGCCUGGCUGGGCGCUCCUUAGGGCUCGUUGCCGCGUGAGGGGAAGCCGUCGCCAUCAUGCCGGUCUAUUUCCAGCGGCCCGAGAACGCCCUGAAGCGGGCGAACGAAUUUCUUGAGGUUGGGAAGAAGCAACCUGCUCUUGAUGUUCUCUACGAUGUUAUGAAAAGUAAAAAACACCGAACAUGGCAAAAGAUCCACGAGCCAAUUAUGCUCAAGUACUUGGAGCUAUGUGUGGACCUCCGCAAGAGCCACCUUGCAAAGGAAGGGUUAUACCAGUACAAGAAUAUCUGCCAGCAGGUUAAUAUCAAGUCCUUGGAGGAUGUAGUUCGGGCUUAUUUAAAACUAGCAGAAGAAAAAACUGAAGCUGCUAAAGAAGAGUCCCAGCAGAUGGUGCUAGAUAUAGAAGACUUGGAUAAUAUUCAGACUCCAGAAAGUGUUCUCCUAAGUGCUGUAAGUGGGGAAGAUACUCAGGAUCGUACUGAUCGGUUACUUUUGACUCCCUGGGUUAAGUUUCUAUGGGAAUCAUACAGGCAGUGUUUGGACCUUCUCAGAAACAAUUCUAGAGUGGAGCGGCUCUACCAUGAUAUUGCGCAACAAGCUUUCAAGUUCUGCUUACAAUAUACACGUAAGGCUGAGUUUCGCAAACUCUGUGACAACUUAAGAAUGCAUUUGGGUCAGAUCCAGCGUCAUCACAAUCAAAGUACAGCCAUUAAUCUCAAUAAUCCAGAGAGCCAGUCGAUGCACUUGGAGACCAGGCUUGUACAGUUGGACAGUGCUAUCAGCAUGGAACUGUGGCAGGAAGCCUUCAAAGCUGUGGAGGAUAUACAUGGAUUAUUCUCCUUGUCCAAAAAACCACCAAAGCCCCAGCUGAUGGCAAACUAUUAUCAUAAAGUUUCAACUGUCUUCUGGAAAUCAGGAAAUGCACUCUUUCAUGCAUCCACACUUCAUCGUCUUUACCACCUUUCAAGGGAAAUGCGAAAGAAUCUCACACAGGAAGAGAUGCAGAGGAUGUCAACAAGAGUCCUUUUGGCCACUCUUUCAAUUCCAAUAACUCCUGAACGAACUGACAUUGCUCGGCUUCUGGACAUGGAUGGCAUAAUUGUUGAAAAGCAGCGGCGAUUGGCAACACUAUUGGGCCUCCAAGCCCCACCUACCCGAAUUUCUCUCAUUAAUGAUAUGGUGAGAUUCAAUGUAGUACAGCAUGUUGUCCCAGAUGUAAAGGAACUUUAUAAUUGGCUUGAAGUAGAUUUUCAUCCACUGAAGUUAUGUGGCCGUGUAUGCAAGGUUUUAAACUGGGUAAGAGACCAAUCUGAAAAGGAACCCGAACUGCAAUUAUAUAUCCCUCAUCUGCAAAACAACACCAUUCUCAGACUGCUUCAGCAGGUGGCCCAAAUUUAUCAAAGCAUCGAAUUUUCUCGCCUGACUACUCUGGUUCCUUUUGUUGAUGCUUUCCAACUGGAACGUGCAAUAGUAGAUGCAGCCAGACAUUGCGAUUUGCAAGUUCGCAUUGAUCAUACCACUCGAACUCUGAGUUUUGGGUCAGAUUUGAACUAUUGCACACGGGAAGAUGCUCCUCUUGGACCUCAGCUGCAAAGUAUGCCAUCAGAGCAGAUCAGGAACCAGUUGACAGCUAUGUCAGCUGCCCUUGCAAAGGCUCUUGAAGUGAUUAAGCCGCCUCACCUAUUGCUAGAGAAGGAAGAACAACAUCAGCUGGCUGUUACAGCUUACUUAAAAAAUUCAAAGAAAGAACACCAGCGUAUCCUUGCUCGCCGUCAGACUAUUGAGGAAAGGAAGGAACGUCUUGAGAGCUUGAACAUUCAGCGUGAGAAAGAAGAGUUGGAGCAGCGUGAAGCUGAGCUCCAAAAGGUUCGCAAAGCUGAAGAAGAGAGAUUGCGUCAGGAAGCCAAAGAGCGAGAAAAGGAGCGUAUUCUGCAGGAACAUGAGCAGAUUAAAAAGAAAACUGUUCGUGAACGUUUGGAGCAGAUCAAGAAGACUGAGCUGGGUGCCAAGGCCUUCAAAGAUAUUGAUAUUGAAGAUCUUGAAGAAUUGGACCCAGACUUCAUUAUGGCAAAACAGGUUGAACAGCUAGAAAAAGAAAAGAAGGAACUACAAGAGCGCUUGAAGAAUCAGGAGAAGAAGAUUGACCAUUUUGAAAGAGCAAAACGCUUAGAAGAAAUUCCACUGAUUAAGAGUGCCUAUGAAGAGCAAAGAAUCAGAGAUAUGGACCUUUGGGAACAGCAAGAAGAAGAAAGGAUCACAACUAUGCAGGUGGAACGUGAAAAGGCCCUUGAGCAUAAGAACAGGAUGUCAAGGAUGUUGGAUGACAGUGAAUUAUUUGUAACUAGGCUUAUGGAAGCAAGAAGAUCAGUUUAUGAGGAAAAACUUAAACAAUUUGAAGAAAGGCUAGCAGAGGAAAGGCGUAACCGCUUAGAGGAACGCAAGAGGCAGCGCAAAGAGGAAAGACGCAUUGCUUAUUAUCGGGAGAAAGAGGAGGAAGAACAAAGAUUGCAAGAGGAGAAGAUGCUUAAAGAGCAAGAAGAAAAAGAACGUGUUGAGCGUGAAAAACAUGAACAAGAAAUGCGUGAAUAUCAGGAACGAGUCAGAAAACUAGAAGAGGUGGAGAGAAAGAAACGCCAAAGAGAAAUGGAGAUUGAAGAGAGAGAGCGUCGACGAGAAGAAGAGAGGAGGAAUCUUGACGAUCCACUUUCAAGGAAGGAAUCUCGUUGGGGUGAUAGAGAAGGUGACAGCACCUGGAGAAGAAGUGCUGAGCCAGAUUCAGAAUGGAGGCGCCCACCACCAGAGAGAGAGUGGCGUCGUGGAGAAGUUCGUGAUGAUGAAAAACCAUUGCAAAAAGAAGAUGCGACUCGUACCACUUCAGCUGACAGAGCACAGUCUCCCCAUGAAGAGCCAGAUGACAAAGGGUUGAAGAAUGAUCUUGAUGAAGACAAAGGUCCUAGGAAAAUUGUGGAUGAUGAGAAAACAAAUUGGCGUUCAACAGCUGAAGACAGGCCGCCCCAGCGCGGUCUGGAUGAUGACAGGGCCCCCCGUUACGGCCUGGAUGAUGACAGGGCCCCCCGCCGCAGCCUGGAUGAUGACAGGGCUCCCCGGCGCGGCCUGGAUGAUGACAGGGCUCCCCGGCGCGGCCUGGAUGAUGACAGGGCCCCCCGGCGCGGCCUGGAUGAUGACAGGGCCCCCCGGCGCGGCCUGGAUGAUGACAGGGCUCCCCGGCGCGGCCUGGAUGAUGACAGGGCUCCCCGGCGCGGCCUGGAUGAUGACAGGCCCAUCCGCCGCGGCUUGGAUGAUGACAGGCCCAUCCGCCGCGGCUUGGAUGAUGACAGGCCCAUCCGCCGUGGCUUGGAUGAUGACAGGCCCAUCCGCCGUGGCUUGGAUGAUGACAGGCCCCCCCGCCGUGGCUUGGAUGAUGACAGGGCCCCUCGGCGUGGGCUGGAUGACGACAGGCCGCCCCGCCGCGGACUGGAUGAUGACCGACCAAGUUGGCGCAACAUGGAUGAUGACAGGCCCCCCCGCCGUGGAUUGGAUGAUGACAGGCCUCCCCGCCGUGGACUUGACGACGACCGGGGCCCCCGACGGGGCUUGGAUGACGACAGGCCAAAUUGGAGAGCCGCAGAUGAAGAUAGGCCCCCCCGGCGUGGGCUAGAUGAUGACAGAAUUUCUAGGCGUGAUGAGGAUAGGGGACCAUGGCGUAACACAGAUGAGGAUAGGAUUUCAAGGCGUGAUGAUGAUUGGGGGCCCAGGCGUGGCGGUGAUGAUGAUAGAGGUCCUAGACGUGGGGAUGAUUCCAGGCGUGGGGAUGAUUCCAGACCUGGACCAUGGAGACCAUUUGGUAAACCAGGUGGAUGGAGAGAACGAGAAAAGGCUCGCGAAGACAGCUGGGGGCCUCCACGAGAAUCCAGACCUUCAGAAGAUCAUGAAUGGGAUAGAGAUAAGGAUCGUGAUGAGAAUGAAAAGGACCGGGAAGUUGAGAAAGACCGUGACUUUGAUCGGGAAGAUCGUUUCAGGCGCCCAAGGGAUGAUGCUGGCUGGAGAAGAGGACCAGCUGAGGAAGUCUCUAGCUGGAGAGAUUCAGGUCGUCGUGAUGAAUGGGACAGAGCUGGCCGUGACUCUAGAGAAGACCGAGGUAGUCGUGAUCUUCGGGAUCGGCGUGGUGAAGAGAGAGAAAGGAGGCUGCCACCUCCCAGAGCAGAUCGGGAAGAAGUGAACUCAUGGAGACGCGGUGAUGACAGAAAGGAGGAACGGGAAGAACGUGAAACAGUCCGAAGACCGCCUGCUGCUGCUCCUACUCCUGCUCCUUCUGUUUCAAAAGAGCGAGAAAAUGAUAGUGAGAAAGAGAAGGGGGCCUGGAGAACAGAAAAAGACCGUGAAGCCCUUCGUCGCACUAAAAAUGAAACUGAUGAAGAUGGUUGGACCACCGUGCGACGUUAAGUUCAAAACCUAAAUAUGGGUUUAAGUUGGUGUUUAGCAUUGAUUUGAUAAGAGUAUAAUAUUGGUGCUUUAACACUCUGAAUUGGAAAUCUUUAACAAAAUUUUCUAGGUAAUGUGAAAGCAUGAAACUCUCUUACUCGUAUGUAAACUGAUCAUGCACAGAACUUGCAACUAAAAGUUGGAAAUUUAAAUACUGGUUAUCAGAAAUUUCAAAUGUUGUAUAUGUCACAGAUCACUUGGUGGUAAGAAAUAAAAAAAUGAACUCGGUAGGUAUCUUUGAGUGGCAUGUAUAUCUCAAGUCAAAAACAAAUCUAAUUUUGAUUUUAAGUAGCUCUUCACCUGGAAAUGCAUAUGGUUUACAAAACAUAUGUUGAAACUAUAUUUCUAGUUACAUAAAGUGAUGAAUUUGUAAGACCGUACUGUCUAAAGUAGGCAGAAGAACACACUUCCUAUUUGGGUAUUUUGAUGGCAAGAGGUUUUGGCUGGUGGUAUUAUAUGUUUUAAUUUGAAUUACAUACAAUAAGUGUUAUGGACCUUUUAGUUACACUGGGAUAUUUUUUGUAGAUUCUACUUGAAUGCAUAUUCUUAUCAAGCCAUUUUGCAGUCUUUAUUCUCACAACGAAUGCCACUGCAGUGUCAAAACACCAAAACACAAGGCUUUUAAAACUGAAAGCAUUUGAGUAAACAUACUGCUGAGGUUCUUUUUCUCCUGCUGUGUAGAGACUGCUUUUUCUGUUCUGGAUAAUUCAUGCCUUUUGAAGCAUUCAUAUAUAGUGUCAUAUUCAAAUAUGUGGUCUGGAGGAACUGCUCACUCUUCCCUUCCUUCUCAAUUCCUUGUCUUCAGGGUAAGUGCUUUACCUUUAAACCAAGUGCUUUGUAGUAAGGGCUGGGUUGUCUUCGAUUUUGGGGGAGAAGUAGCAAUGUUAAUGAUUGUUUUUAAUUGAAGCCAACACAGAACUUUCUGCUAUGUGUUAACUUCAAUGAUAAAUAAACUUAACAAAAUAA